CCAACCCACUCAAAGCGUAAAAGCAAACCAGUUAUAAAGGAACAGUGAGCUUACAGCCGGACCCAACUUCAACGGUGGAAGGAGAGGAAGAAGAAGAGAGGCAUGGGCGUCGACUACUAUAAAAUUUUACAGGUAGACCGGAAUGCAAAAGACGAUGAUUUGAAGAAAGCUUACCGUAAACUUGCUAUGAAAUGGCAUCCCGAUAAGAACCCUAAGAACAAGAAGGAAGCUGAGGCCAAGUUCAAGCAAAUCUCCGAAGCCUAUGAUGUCUUGAGCGAUCCGCAAAAGCGGGCUGUUUAUGAUCAGUAUGGAGAGGAGGGUUUGAAGGGGCAGGUGCCGCCUCCUCCGGGUGCAGCGGGUUUUGGAGCCGAAGGGGGCUCCACGACGUUCAGGUUCAAUCCUCGGAGUGCGGACGAUAUAUUCUCUGAGAUUUUUGGGUUUUCGAGUCCGUUUGGAGGGAUGGGUGAUAUGGGUGGCGGCUCACGCGCCAGCACGUCAGGAUUUCCGAGAGGUAUGUUUGGGGAAGAUAUCUUCUCCUCAUUUAGGAGCGCAGCCGGAGAGAGCUCUAAUAUUCCCCGUAAAGGGGCUGCCAUAGAACGGACAUUGCCGUGUAGUUUGGAAGAUCUGUAUAAGGGAACUACUAAGAAGAUGAAGAUUUCGAGGGAUGUUACUGAUCCUACUGGGAGACCAACCACUGGGGAAGAAAUUCUUACAAUUGAGAUCAAGCCUGGUUGGAAGAAAGGGACAAAAAUAACUUUUCCGGAGAAGGGAAAUGAGCAACGAGGUGUUAUACCUUCUGACCUUGUCUUCAUCAUUGAUGAGAAGCCUCACAGUGUCUUCAAGAGGGAUGGGAAUGAUCUUAUAAUUACCCAGAAGGUAUCUCUUGUAGAAGCUCUAACUGGUUACACAGCGCAGGUAACGACCCUCGAUGGACGGAAUUUGACAAUCUCCAUUAACUCUAUUAUUAGUCCAACCUAUGAAGAAGUUGUUAAAGGGGAAGGGAUGCCAAUUCCCAAGGAGCCUAACAAAAAAGGGAACUUGAGGAUUAAGUUUCACAUAAAGUUCCCUAGCAAGCUCACUGCCGAGCAGAAAACAGGGAUCAAGCGGUUAUUAUCAUAAAACAGUGACAGUGGCUCUCCCAACUACUACCAUCUCCCAAAUCUGUGUAAGCUUGCAUUUAUGUUCUUUGCUAGUCUAAUCCAGGAAGAAAAUUUGCGUUGCUGAAUUGGGGUUUUCACUAUAACAGUUAUUUAGGAGUUGAAUAUUGUUUUCCUAUGUUUCAUUUUUCUCA
Messenger RNA from Hevea brasiliensis (rubber tree), 1291 nucleotides. RefSeq lists its product as uncharacterized. The transcript is spliced from 3 exons. The coding region runs from base 103 to 1119 and encodes 338 amino acids. The record is from RefSeq and is a predicted model, not a curated record. Gene Ontology annotation, cellular component: cytosol. Gene Ontology annotation, molecular function: protein-folding chaperone binding. Lineage: Eukaryota; Viridiplantae; Streptophyta; Magnoliopsida; Malpighiales; Euphorbiaceae.